This is a messenger RNA of Penicillium samsonianum, 2555 nucleotides long. RefSeq lists its product as uncharacterized. Bases 1 to 2544 code for a protein of 847 amino acids. Gene Ontology annotation, molecular function: DNA-binding transcription factor activity, RNA polymerase II-specific; DNA binding; zinc ion binding. Gene Ontology annotation, biological process: DNA-templated transcription; regulation of DNA-templated transcription. The transcript has 5 exons. Lineage: Eukaryota; Fungi; Ascomycota; Eurotiomycetes; Eurotiales; Aspergillaceae. The record is from RefSeq and is a predicted model, not a curated record.
AUGGCCACGAUUACACCUGGUAUCGAUGAGGAAACCGCCCCCAAACGUGAAAAUACCCGGCGCCGCAACCGUGCUAUCCAGUCAUGCCUCGAAUGUCGCCGACGCAAAAUGAAAUGCGAUAGGACAGACCCUUGUGGGAACUGUCGCACAUCGGAAUUACAAUGCAUCUAUAUCAAAUCUACCGUCACCGACGCUGAGUCCCGUCGAAAAUUAACUGAGGUAAAGGAGGCUAAGGAUGCAAUUGACGGUGCUCUUCGGGCGGAAUUUAACAAUCAACCUUCCAACACAAAGAAUGAAUCGCGACGGAAACGUACCAGACAGCCCGAAGAAGAUUCCAAGUACCAUUCGGAUACGUCUGACGACGGUGGGUAUUUGGAGCCCACGCCCCUUGCGGUUAAAGACGCUGCGUACACCGAUGGCGCAGAUGAUGAAACAGAAGAUUUGGGUAUUAGGAUUGGUCGAAUGCGGCUGGGAGAAAGGAUUGGUGGCUUGUAUCGUCCUAAAAUAGCGGACGAGAUUUUGAGCUCCCUUCAACACAGUUCGAGAGGAUCAUCUCCACUGGUAUCAUCGCCAGUGGCACCCGCCACGGCCUACGAGUCAAUGCAGAACAAGUCCUUUGAGACUCCUUCGGUCAAUCUAAUAUUCAAUCAAAUUCAUCGGCAUGAGCCCCUAAUACAGCAUAUUCCUCCUCGCCACAUCGCGGACCAGAUUCUCAAUCACUACUGGAGUACUGUUCACCCAGUGGCACGCAUCCUUCACCGACCUUCUUUUGCACAGCGAUAUGAGACGUGGUGGGAGUUAAUCGAAAACGGGCAUCUAGUACCUCCAUCUUUAGGAGCAAUUGUGUCUUCCGUUAUGUUCUCUGCUGUGAUCGCCAUGUCUGAAGCACGGGUGCUUGAAUUAUGUCACACUCCCCGAGAGGAGAUGAAGCGAACGCUGCAGAUUGACACAGAAACUGCCCUCAGUAAGGCUAAUAUCCUUCAAUCGACCAAGAUUGAAACCUUGCAGGCUUUUGUGGCGUAUCUGCUUCCAAUAUGUGUCGACGAGAUCUCUCGGUCACACUCCGUGUUGACAGGCAUGGCAAUCAGGUUAGCAGAGUGCAUGGGACUCCAUCGUGACCCGGCAGAGUAUGGAUUUUCACCAGCAGAGUGCCAGACUAGACGCCUCGUGUGGUAUCAAAUCUGCUACCUGGAUCUCAAGACGAGUGAGGCCCAGGGACCCCGAACAUUUAUCCACGAGGAUGGAUAUACCACACGGCUUCCACUGGAUGUACCAUCUUCCCGAUCGACAUCACUUGCUUAUAACGACUUGAUAUUCUCUACGAUUCGGUUUGAAUGCCAAGAGAUGCAUCGCCGGUGCUUGACGUUACGCAAUAGAGUCGAUCGGAAAAAAACUAGCCUCGCCAAGGCAAUUUCCAAAAUCGAAGCCUUUCGGAUCACAAUGGACGCCAAAUACGGUCCUUAUCUCAACACAUCCUCCCCGAGCCCAAUGCAAAAAAUGUCCAGUUUAGUGCUGAAGCUCUUCGUCAAUCUUCUCUACCUAGUACUUUUGUACCGCUACAUGAACAGUGUCACAUACAGAAUCCCUGACAGGUUACGCCAGAUUGUACUUGUCAAGGGCACCGAGGCUCUGGAAGCUGCGGUGGAACUAGAAUCAGCAGAAGAUCUCCAACAAUGGGCCUGGUAUAGUUCUUCAUACCAACAAUACCACACGGCAUUUCUUCUGCUGUUUGAGGUCUUCCAGUAUCCCAUGCGCAAGGAAGCAACCCGGAUAUGGCAGUGUCUGGAUUUCAUCUUUGCAGACACUCUCACAAACAUACCGCCUAUGAGUCCCGUUGAAUCUUCACCAACAAUACAGGAGAUUCUCGCCCAUCGAGAUAUGAAGGCGAGAUACUUGCUGACGGUUAUAUCCGAAAAGAUGCGCGCAUAUCAAAAAGCCAAGGGCUUGAAAUUACCCCUGGAGUUCAACGACUCAAUGAUUGUUAUUACACCUCAGAAGGAAGGCGACCACUCGGACCCCAAGAUGCCACUUAAUUACGCUCACGGGGAACCAGAAGCAGAGAGUCUUGCCCGUAAUCCCCCCGCCGUUGCUGAAAACUUGUCAUUCCCCCAUUAUCGAACAGACCCAGAGAUUGAGUUGCCUUCUACUCUGCCGACAAACACUGGCACCAGCUCCACCACUGACAUACCACAAGUUUUGGACAACGCAGCCAGUAUUUGGGCUUCUUCUGAGGAGUUAUCUCCGUGGAUUCGAUACGGUGAAUACGGCCUCAAUGGCGAUGGAGGCACAGUGUCACAUCCGGGUCAUCAAUGCAGUGAUGCCGCGACUACGGCUGCAAACGACAGCUUGCCAGCUACGCAGUAUGUAGAAAUACAGAACCCCGAGGAAAUAGACUCACAGAUGCUAGAGAUUGACUGGAACCUCUGGGAUUCAAUCUUCCCCCCGCAGGUCAAUGAUGGAAACUUGGACAUUUCUGAUGAUUACUUCAUGACUUCGCAUGGUGCCAUUGAUCCGACAUUUUACCUACCAGGGGCCUCGUCCUAGACCAAAAUAGC